AUGAAACAUCAAGUUUAUUCAUGUAAAGACUUGAAUGAAAAGUUUAUCAAACUAAAUAAACAUUUUAAGAUAGAAGUAAAUAAAAAAAUUUACAUCUCAAAGAAAAUUGUUAUUGUGGUAUUAAGCAAGGAUAACAUAAUUGCCAAUAAUGUAAAUGGUUUUGAAAUGGAUGCCAUGCCAAAAAACAAAUUUUUGAAUAUAACAGUUUUGAAAAAUGAAAAUUUUGAAAUUGAACCUCAGAAUAGCCAAUAUGACAUAGUUAUUUGGCCCAGUGCUGUUCCUUUGCAAAACUGGAGGCAAAUGAUUCAAAGUAAAAGUAAAACUAAAAAAAUAGUGGUAUUAGAUGACAAUCAAAUACAACUCAACAGUAAUUCAUUUACUUUUCCAAGUCCGAAUUCAUCACUGCAAGAUAAUUGGGUGGGACACACUGUUAUUAAUAUAAAUAAACAAAGUUCUAAUAACAUAGACUUUGGAACAGUAAAUGUUCCUGGAGAUGAUGGAGUGCCAGUUGUUUUAAAUGAGAAAAAAGAAGUUUUUGAAAAAAAAGUUGAAGUUGUUAAAGCGAAAGGACUUUUAGAAAGAAGGGGAUCAAGUGCUAGUCUUACAAUUGAUUUACCUCAAGUCAUGUCCGAAGAAUUUCUUUUAUCAGCGGGCAACGUUCUUUCGCGAAACGAUAUAAAAAAUUGUUUGAAAAAUGUUCAAAAUUUACACCAAGAAUUUUGGGAAAUUCCUUUAAAUCAUCCUGAAAAAUCAUUAGUCACGGGUUGCGGUACCAAAAAUAGAUAUCAGUCCAUAUUACCGAAUGAAAAAACGAGAGUUAAAUUAAAUAAGAAGGAAGAAUUUUCACUGGAUGCAUAUAUCAAUGCAAAUUACAUCAGGGGAUAUGAUGGUGAGGAAAAAGCAUACAUUGCGACCCAAGGACCACUGCCCAACACAAUUGAAGAUUUGUACAAAAUGGCUUGGAAUGAAAAAAGUCCCAUAAUUGUUAUGAUAACAAAUUUUUUUGAAAAAGCUAAAGUCAAAUGCGAAUCGUACUUCCCGAUUGAACAAAACGAAACUGCCAAAUAUGGUGACUUUCAAGUUACCGUCCUGAGUGUAAAAAGAAAAGAAGGUUUUAGCGUUCGAGAAUUAUUAAUAGAGAAUAAUUACGGCAGCAAAAAAAUUUUUCAUUAUUGGUAUGACACGUGGCCCGAUCACAAAAUUCCAUCAUGUCCUCAAAGUAUUGUAGACAUGGCCACAGAAAUAGAAAAUUGUAAAAAAAAUAUUAAAAAUAAAUCACUAAAUAGUAACGAUGACCAAAAGAAUUCGAGCGGUCCGAUUAUUGUUCACUGCAGUGCCGGCAUAGGCAGAACCGGAUGUUUCAUAGCUAUUUCUAUGGCCAUUAGUCAAUUAUUAGAAGAAAACAAAGUUGACGUUUUAGGAAUCGUUUGUCAAAUGAGAUGCGAUAGAGGAGGAAUGAUACAAACGGCUGAACAAUACGAAUUCGUACACAGAGCUUUACAAUUAUACGAAAAAUCUCUGCCGGAUUCUUCAACGUUAGAUUAG
Molecule: messenger RNA, 1545 nt
Organism: Pediculus humanus corporis (human body louse)
Lineage: Eukaryota; Metazoa; Arthropoda; Insecta; Psocodea; Pediculidae
Product: tyrosine-protein phosphatase non-receptor type, putative
Exons: 9
Coding region: 1-1545 (514 amino acids)
Biological process (GO): protein dephosphorylation
Molecular function (GO): protein tyrosine phosphatase activity
Source: RefSeq, a predicted model, not a curated record